Messenger RNA from Myxocyprinus asiaticus (Chinese sucker), 4163 nucleotides. It is a transcript of the gene polr1d, whose product is annotated as RNA polymerase I and III subunit D. The transcript has 5 exons. Gene Ontology annotation, cellular component: RNA polymerase I complex; RNA polymerase III complex. NCBI's taxonomy places the organism in Eukaryota, Metazoa, Chordata, Actinopteri, Cypriniformes, Catostomidae. The record is from RefSeq and is a predicted model, not a curated record. Gene Ontology annotation, molecular function: DNA-directed RNA polymerase activity; DNA binding; protein dimerization activity. Gene Ontology annotation, biological process: DNA-templated transcription. Bases 154 to 555 code for a protein of 133 amino acids.
CCGUGGUACGUCACAAUCGUGCGUCCGCCGCGAAGCGUCGGCUGUGUCUCGUUUGGAAGGUUGCAUGCUAGGUAGGACGCGUCCUUUGAAUGCUGCGGUAUACCGAGCGGCCUCUAAACAAGUCUCGUUUAAACGAGACGUAGGACAACGGAAAUGGAACGUAACAUGUUUGCUAUGACAGCACGCCACUCUUUAACAAGCGCGAGCGCUCUGAGUGAGAAGGUCUGCGCCGAUGGAGCAGAUGAAGGCUGUGUGACGUUUGUGCUGCAUGAAGAGGAUCACACGCUGGGCAACUCACUCAGAUACAUGAUCAUGAAGAGUCAGGAAGUGGAGUUCUGUGGUUACAGCAUCACACACCCUUCAGAAAGUAAAAUCAACUUUCGAAUACAGACUCGAGGAGGACUUCCUGCUUCUGAACCACUGCGCAACGGCUUGAACAACUUGACUGAAGUGUGCAAACAUGUCCUGCACACUUUUGAGAACCGGCUGGAUCCAGCUCCAUUCCUGCUUCGUGUUGGACUCCACUGCUACAUGUCUCUGAGUGAUGACGACUAAAUGCAGCCGGUGCCAGCCAAACAUCACCUCAGUCUAUUACGAUGCACUUCAGAGGAUGAACUGAUGCCAACUCCAACCAUAAGACAUGGGAUACAUCAUAUAUGCCAUUGCCUGAACCUUGGACCUGGACAGACCUCACUGAAAUUACCGGCCAGUUGAACUGCAGUGCACCUCACUGAUCUCUGCCUGCAUCACCUCUGUCUAAUGAUGGACUACACUCUUAUAAUAGAAUACAUAGACUAUCAAUUAAUUGCCAACAAAAGCCUUGAUCAGCCAACUAACAAAGGACAAUGCAUCUAUGUGAACUUCUGCAGUUAAUCCAGGAUGAACUUCAAAGACAUUAGUCAUUAAUCUUACAGUUCUUACAAAACCUUUAUUUAAACACUGACCCUUAACACUUACUUAGUAUAAUAAUUUUAAACCAUGACUUGCACUCUACAUAAUUAAGUAGUAUUGGCAUUAUAUUCAUGAUGUUAGCCAGAGGGGAACUGGCCACCACAGUGAGCCUGGUUUCUAUUUUUCUCCUUUAACCAACAUCUUAUGGAGUUUUGUGUUUCUUGCCACAGUCGCCUUCGGCUUGCUCACUGGGUUUCUAAAUACAAUUCACAAUGAUGAUUCUAAGAAUUUAUAGAUUACGGUUUCAUUUUCUGUUAAUGCAUGAUUUUCUGUAAAGCUGCUUUGAAACUAUGUGUGUUGUGAAAGGCACUAUGACUCGAGAAAUUAAUAUCUUCUGUAGCGAUGUUUGAGGCAGACCAAAAUGUAAGUCCUUGUUCACUAUCAAUCUUGGCAUCCGGCCUGAUUGGAACACAGGAUUUAAGACAUUAGCCGCUCAUCCACCAUCGAGCCGAACAGUUCUCGUUGCAUAACCGUAACGCUCAUGCCGAUCUGGGCCAGUUGGCGGUGACGGAUUCUUUUUAACUGUGGUGUGUAGAAAUCAUACGUAAUGUAUGUAACAAUCCGUCUUUUGGCAAUGGCGUAAGAUGUAAUCAUUGGAGCGAGUGCGCUAUGGUGGAUGAUGGCAUGUUCCAGUUUUUAUGACUACUUUUUCCCCCUAGUUUUACUCUGCUAAUACACAGGAAUGACACGGCUCAUGUCGCAAAAAGGAAAGCUAAGAGAAAAAGGUGAGAGGUUUACCAUAAUUUGCAGUGGGCUUGUUUAUGCCACCUUCCCAGACUAAACUGCCAUCUAACAUUUAAAAUACAAUAUAGUUUUUUUUUGAUUUUUUACGAAGUUACAUUUUUGUGUGAAACUGAGUAAAUAUAGUACUAAAAAAUGUAUGUUUGUUAUUUACUAUAUUAAAUUGUGUGAUAUAUCAGCCUCCCUCUAGAUAUUGGCAUCGGCCAUUAAAAAACCCAUAUCGGUCGACCAAUAGUUCAGCCAAAAGUUCAUUUAUGCAAUGAUAGAGGAACAUAACUGACAUUAUGUCAGAAAUGGUUAUCCUUAAACAACUGUAGAUGUUCGAGUGAAUAUAAAAUGUGUGUGUGCAGUUAUUUGUCCAUUUCAAGGAUUCCAAGUUUGUUUGUGUGGAGAUUUGUCCUCCUUUUGGAGCAUCUCUUUGUUUCAGUUGAUCCAGCCAAAUGGUCAUGCCAAUCAACAGAAGCUGUUUGAUGGUCCUGUCAUAGUAUUACCAGUACAGAAUUUCUGAGAAGGCAGAAAUAGCAAAAAAUUAUGUGUGUAAUGCAACCAGAACUUCUCAGAGUGAAGAGAAACGCUUCAAACUAAAUUAAUCACUCUGCUAAACACCCGUUACAUCCCUCAUCUGUUGGCUAUAGUAUACAGGUCUUCUCAAUAAUAUAAGUAGGCCAUAUGUAGCUUACCGGUAAUAGUAUACAUAAUUAUAAUCUAAAUAAUAUUAUAUUAAUACUUGUAAUAUAGCCAACAUGCAAUAUUCAAAAUAUGAUUGUUUUAUCUAUCUUUAAUAUACAAGUUAUCUUUCAGUAAACAUCAUAACUUAUUUAGCAACAAGGUCCCCUCUUUUAGGAUUUCAUCUGUUAACAUGUUCAUAUUAACGUGCAUUUUGUCUACUUUAAACUUGAGCAUUGAAUGAUAAAGGGAUAGUUCACCCAAAAUGAAAAACGUGUCAUCACUUCACGUUUUCUCAGUAUUCGCUUUCAUUAUAUGGAGAAAAAAAAAGUGAAUGGUGAUUUUGACUGACAUUCUGCCUAUAACAUCUUUUGUGCUACACAGAAGAGAGAAAUUCAUGUGGGUUGAGUAAUGAUGACAGAAAUAUAUAAAUUUACCUUUUUAACUACCUGUUUUUAUUUAAGGUAUCUGCCAGAACAACAAAAUAAAUGUAAGUCAGCACAUGAUGGCAUUACGUCUUGCAGAGAAACAAGUGACUGAAGAGAAGGGCUGUAAUGUAGGCUAUAUCCCUAAAAAUAAUUCCAUCUGAAUAAAAUGAGAGGUAAAAAUUGAGAAAAGUGGGGACUUCCGGUAGCACGUGAACACUGAUGGCUGCGUGAGAAUACCACUCUCCCGACAAAAACUCCCUAAAAGCCCCUAAUUAUUCAAAUACUCACAAAAUUCUGACAGAGCAUUGCAAUGGAAAGUGGGGCAAGGAUGGAAACCAGGGCGAGACAAAAGAAAAUCCCAGGCCGUCAAGAUGAGAUCGAAAGCAAAACGGAUCCUGCCGGUUGUCGACAUGCUAACACUGAGGGGAAAAUUAGCUUGAUGAGAAUACUCGAAGAGAAUUCAGAAAAGGAAAAUGAUGAAAAACUGGCGGACAUUAAGGAAGAUUUAAAUAACACUAAAAAGCGGAUGGAAGCCGAGAGUCAUAUCACAGAUGCUGAGGAACAAAUACAACAGACGGGGGAGGUGCUGUCUGAACUGCUAAAACUUCAGGCCCAGCUUGAGGCAAAAUGACAGAUCAGGAGGGUAGGUCCAGGCAGGAUAACAUCCGAUUAUAUGGACUACCAGAGGGCAGCGAAAACGGCUCAACCACCAUCAACUUCAUUGAAGACCUACUCAAGAAUGGGCUGGGGCUUGACCCAUCGACAGACCUGCAUAUUCAGAGGGCUCAUAGAGCUCUGGCACCGAAACCCACGGACACCACAAGAUCACGCUCCAUCAUCGUCAAAUUCCUGAGCUAUAAAACAAAAGGCAGGUAUGGAAAAAAGGAGGACUGAUAUGGAACAAUACUCGAAUUACAUGUGACCACGAUUACCCCCCAAAUGUCCUAAACAAAUGCAAAGAAUACGCACAGGCAAAAAAAAAAAAAAAACGUUAAAGGAAAAAUGAAUCAAGUUCCAGACUCCAUAUCCGGCAAAACUCCGGGUUUUCUACGAUUGAGAAACAGUGCUCUACAAUUCUGCAGAGGAGGUGACAAAGGAUAUGAAGGACCGGGGCCUACAGGUGGAUGUCAUCCCACCACAACAGAUGCUCCUUGAACGCAUCCAGCGCCAAACCUGGACAAUGAAAAGAGGGUGAGGUGGUUCAGUGGAAACAAACUCAGCACUGGAUUUUGUGGAGCGACUGAAAAGUUUCAGACGAAAAUGAUCAGCAAUCAAGCUAUACUCCAGAAACUUAAUCCUGAACUCAAAACUGGACUCCUCUAAAUUGACAAAGAGACCAUUAACACAUAUACAGGUGCAUCUCAAUAAAUUAGAAUG